Molecule: messenger RNA, 1200 nt
Organism: Pyrus x bretschneideri (Chinese white pear)
Lineage: Eukaryota; Viridiplantae; Streptophyta; Magnoliopsida; Rosales; Rosaceae
Exons: 5
Coding region: 646-1143 (165 amino acids)
Source: RefSeq, a predicted model, not a curated record
UGUGGAUCACAAUUGUAUGUCUAAACUGGGUUACAGUAUGGAUGAUGGUUUUAUUUUUACUGAAUUUGGGUAUAUUUUAUUUGGAAUGUAAAUUAGCAAUGAAUGUCUGGGAUCAUCAAGUAAAAAUUAAAGUGCAUAUUUGAAAGUCCCAUGAAAACUGAGUUGCCCCAUUAUCAUCCAUAAGUAUUUUAUAGGUGACUUCAUCUUGUCAUAAGGAGCUUGAUAGUGAUUCAUUUGUUUUUUUUAUUGUAUCAUUGUGAUUGUGAGCAUUCUGGGAUAUAUUUCUUCUCUUUGUUUCUUCUUUUUCUCCAAUGACUUGAUCCAGUAUUUUGACCUAUUUGUGCUUUCUUGCAGGGAAGAGGGAGGUCAAAGUGAAGGCCCUGGAGGCAGCUGAAGCUGCAAAGCGUCAGGCAGAAAAGAAAGAGAAUGAACGCAAGAUGAAGAAGGAAGCCUUGAAACUUGAGCGGUCAAGAAUGGAGCAGGAGAAUAUGAAGCAGUUGGAGUUGCAGAAGAAGAAGAUGGAAGAAGAGAGGAAGAAAAAAGAGGCAGAUAUGGCAUCAAAGAAGAGACAAAGGGAAGAGGAAGAAAGGAAGGAGAAGGAAAGAAAAAGAAUGCGUAUUGAAGCACGUAGAAACAAGAGAGAACAUGAAGACAAGGUACCUGCAGAAAAGGAUGGAAGAGGCCCUGGGGGUAAGGAAUCUAAGGAUGAAAUGGCAAGUAAGAAAAUGGAGGAAGAAAAGGGUUAUGACAAUAACAGAAAUAUUUCGGAGACUAAGCAAUGCUGGAAAAGAAAGUAUUGUCCACGAAGAGUUCCACGAGGCCUCGAGUAAUUAUGGAUAUAAAGCAGAGGUACUGAGCAAUUCAGACAGAGCAAUGAAGAAUUCAGUUGCCAUUACAAGUCAAGAACAGUCUUAUGACAUCUCACCAUACAAAGAAUCAGAUGAUGAGAAUGACGAUGACGACAGUACCAUACCAAAUAAUAAAUUUAUUCCUUCGUGGUCAAGUAAAAACUGCCUGGCUUUCGCUGCUUCUUCCCAGAAUAGAGCAGACCCAGAGACGAUCUUCCCCCCGGAAAGCUUUUGCUGCAUAUCUGAAGUCCUCUUGCCCCGAAAGCAUCAAUUGAACAACAGCGGAAUGUGUUAAUCUAUGUUCAGUUAUAUUCUUCAGUCACCUAUAAUAUGAGCUUUCGGUCAAGAAGAG